UGUUAACAUGGCUGACUACGACACCAUUGUCGCGCGAGUGAUUGACGAGACGCUCAAAUUCGCGCAGGACUCGACGCUGCGUCCCGUGAAGCAGACGAAGGGCAUCACCAUCCACGCCGGCAACAUUGAAGGCAUCCCAGAGACCCUGUUCCGUGCGACGGGCGAGAUUGACGCGUCGCCCGAGCGCGUCGUCCUGUUUGUACGUCCUGGCCCAGACACGAUGCGCGCCAAAUGGGACUCGUCGUCAAAGUCGAUGAGCCUUGUUCAGCAGGUCAGCGACACGGUCUCCAUCAUCCGGACAAUCACCCACUCGGCCAUGAUGGGACUGAUCUCGGCGCGCGACUUUGUCGACCUGUCCGUCCUGCGCAAGCUCGAUGGCACCGACGACUGGAUUUGCGCUGCCCAGAGCGUCGAGCACCCCGAUACACCCCAUGAGCAUGGCCUCGUUCGUGGGCACAAUUACCCGUGCGGAUUUUGGAUUCAGUCCAUCGAUGGCGGCAAACGCACCCGCUUCACCUACGUCCUCCACACCUCGCUGCGUGGCUCCCUGUCCACCUCCCUCGUGGAAAGCGCGCUGCCCGGUGCACAAAUCAGCUUCUUUGAGGAGGUCAAGAAGGCCCUCACCAAAUAUCCCUAAGUCCAGUGGCAAGAGCGCAGGAAGCUCCCACCAUUGGCAAUGCUGUGAUUGAGUGGCUUUGUCGGUUUGCUUUCAAGCGACACAAAGAAAUGAAACACUGCGAAUUGCAAAAACAAAACAAAAAAAAAGGUUCACCCGAUUAUGCAUUGUCACCGGGACUCGUGGCAGCUAUCCGCUCUUGCUCCGCCUGCUCUGCCAAUUCCGCUUGGU
Capsaspora owczarzaki ATCC 30864 is the source of this 847-nucleotide messenger RNA. RefSeq lists its product as hypothetical. Gene Ontology annotation, molecular function: lipid binding. The record is from RefSeq and is a predicted model, not a curated record. NCBI's taxonomy places the organism in Eukaryota, Filasterea, Ministeriida, Capsasporidae. The transcript is spliced from 4 exons. Bases 8 to 637 code for a protein of 209 amino acids.